GCCUCAUUACGGGUUUACAUUGCCCUCAUAUUUUUAAAUUCCCAAUUAGCUCAUUAAAAUAUAGAACAUCAUGGGUCAUCUCGAACAGUGGCGCUCCCGCCAGAAGAUUGGCAUGGGAAAAGGUUCCCGACACUGCGUGAUUUGCUCCAAUCAGAAGGCCAUCAUUCGCAAGUACGAGCUCAACAUCUGCCGUCAGUGCUUUCGUGAGAAUGCCGAACACAUCGGCUUCACCAAGCUUCGAUAAAGCGUUGAUGUGAUGACGUUAGGUAUUAAAAUGCAAUCUUACUCACUUUUUCCCCUCGAAGCUUUCUGUGCUUGACCUGCUUGAUUGAUUUGUAUUAUUAUGAAUUACAAGGGGAAUAAAUCUGAAUGCGGUGGCUCUAAGUGGGUAUCCCUGCUGAGGUUAUUAGUGUUGUUUUACUUUAUUUUAUUCUUUU
Messenger RNA from Phytomonas sp. Hart1, 437 nucleotides. Lineage: Eukaryota; Euglenozoa; Kinetoplastea; Trypanosomatida; Trypanosomatidae. The record is from the annotation of a GenBank genome assembly.